AUGCUCAAAUUGCCGACAGAGAUACGCCUGCGCAUUUUCGAGUACCUCUUGCCUUCCAGAGCGCUGUCCUAUGAAUGGCCAGACUCAGAUGAUGAUUCAGAAGUCUACGAGUCGGCAGCGUGUGAGCUGGGCGAUUGGAAUAUGUCGUUGCUGCUUGUCAAUCGUCAGAUCCAUCAAGAGGCCUCGAGCACACUCUACGGGCAAGCGAGAUUCUCUGUAGACCUAAAUUCCGAGCGCAUCUUGAUUCCAGGCGCCCGCUAUUAUGUCGAUCCUGUUAGUUCUGACACCAAUCCCUAUGGCCAGGGCUGGAAAGCAGAUCUUACGGUUUUGCCGUACAGAAAGAUCCAGAGGUUCUACGUGGAGGUCACCGUUCCUUACGAGCUCGAUACAUCGACACCGAGCCAAUGGGAGCAGGCGCUCUACGAUGUCCGUGACAACGUGCGCAGACUAGUGGCGCUUCUCCUGGAGGUCAAUCGCAUCCGUGAGUUGAGGAUCGUGGUGUCGCUGUAUACCUGCAAACUCCGGUUUGAGUCCGUUGUCGCUCCUGCGAAAUGGCUUCUCGAGCCCCUUUGGUCUCUCCGCAACGUAGUACGAGUAGAUCUUGAAGACAUAGAGCUCUUGCACCGCUCUCUUCCAUUCGAUCAUGAGAGCCACAAGUACAGCAAGACUCUGAUAGGCACGAAGAGCAUGAAGGGCCCUUUGGAUAAGUCCGAGAUGGAACCCUACGACACGGAGUGGUCGGCUUAUGUGAAGGAGAAGGAAGCACUGUUUCCCAGCACGACCGUCGCGCCAGCAACUCCACACGAGGUUAUUGGGGCGUAUGAGAGGAUCACUAAUGCGGCGGUCGCGUUAAGGGACGUGGUACCAUGUGGUGCGGAGUGGGGGAUAAACCGAAGCGAGCAUCUGACUCAACUCAAAGACAUCCUGCACCUGGCCCGAGUUGCACGAGAGAAUGAGAAUCUUAACGAGUUGGGUAAAAUCGGAACGAAACUUCCGGAGAUCUGGGAUGGAGUUCUACGCCAACAAGAGGACAGGCGAGCUCUCGUCGAUGGGAAGGUUUCCUGUCUGAGAGCGGAAGAGAUUACCAAUUUCAAGAUUACCAAGUACUUCAAGUCCAUCUCGCAAGCCAAUGACUGA
Molecule: messenger RNA, 1137 nt
Organism: Coniosporium apollinis CBS 100218
Lineage: Eukaryota; Fungi; Ascomycota; Dothideomycetes
Exons: 1
Coding region: 1-1137 (378 amino acids)
Source: RefSeq, a predicted model, not a curated record